Molecule: messenger RNA, 1748 nt
Organism: Rhagoletis pomonella (apple maggot)
Lineage: Eukaryota; Metazoa; Arthropoda; Insecta; Diptera; Tephritidae
Product: serine protease inhibitor 42Dd
Exons: 4
Coding region: 545-1678 (377 amino acids)
Molecular function (GO): serine-type endopeptidase inhibitor activity
Source: RefSeq, a predicted model, not a curated record
CAAUUGACUACGCCUUGAAUUGACCACUUUUCAACGUUUUGUACAUACAUAUGUACAUAUUUGUGUAUUCUGCUUUAUUAUUAAAUUCGCUGGACUCCACUGAGGAAUGUGUUAUAAAAACAUGAACCACAUAUACAAAUAUAAACAUUGAAAUAUUAAAUUGACGAAGAAAGAGAGCCAUUGCGGAGGAGUUCAUAACGACCGUAUGCAUUGUUUUUAUCAGCGUUGAGCCUCCAUCUUCCCGCUGCCCCAUUCAGUUGUCGGAUAAACGCGUAAUGUGCAAACUUUUCGUAAACACAUAAACUCAUUUUUCGGGAAAUGAGUCAUGUCGUAUUGAGGCCAUGAAUCGGUACACGUAAAACUAGCAAUGAAAGCGAGUAACAUUGCAUUCCAGCAGUGGCAGUAGCUAAGGGAAGAUUGAUUGUGCUCAAAGUGUAUCGCACUCUUAUAUUUUUACAUAGAUAUUCGUGCAGUGCAAAAACCAUUUAUAAAUUCUUUUGUUACAUUUUCAAUCCAAUCCAAGACAUAACAAAACACUUUAACAAUGUUCGACUUCAAUUUACAAUUUGCCCGUGGAGGUGCCAACGUUACUGUAGAAUUAUUCGAACUGUUGACAGCAGGAGGCGUCAAGCAGAACAUAGUUUUCUCUCCUUUCUCCAUACAAACUUGUGCUGCUUUGGCUUUUGCCGGUGCUAGCGGUGAAACGGCUGAUCAAAUCGCUGAAGGACUGAAAUUCGCUUCGAAUUUUCAUCCCGAAGUUGCUGAAACCUUCCAACACGUUUUUGAAAAAUAUAAGGAUAGUGAGUUGCUCAAAAUUGCGAACAAAGUGUACGUUCAGGAAGGGCAACAGUUCAAACCCGAUUACGAAGUGGCACUGAAAGAGAGUUAUAACGCAGAGGCAGAAAACUUGAAUUUCGCGGAAAGUGAAAGCGCCGCUGCUGCCAUAAAUUCUUGGGUGGAGGACAAAACUGCUGGCCAAAUUAAAGACCUUGUGUCCGCCUCGGCCAUUAAUGAAUUAACACGUCUUGUGUUGUUGAAUGCUCUACACUUCAAGGGUUCAUGGGCGCAUAAAUUCGAUGAAGAACAAACUGCUGAAGACGACUUUUGGGUAUCCGAAGAAGAAUCAAUUAAACUGCCAUACAUGAAUCAGAAGGCGAAAUUCGGCUAUGGCUUCUUUGAGGAAUUGAACUGUCAGGCGCUCGAAAUGCCGUACAACAAUUCGGAUCUCUCCAUGCUAGUGCUGCUGCCUAAUGAACGCGAAGGCUUGAAAUCUCUUGCCGAGAAGCUGAAGUCAGUAAAUUUGGUCGAUUUAGCAGGGAAUCUUGAUUACAGCGAGGACGUUGUAGUUCAGUUCCCCAAAUUUAAGGUGGAAUUCGAAGUGGAACUGACCGAAACUUUGAAAAAGCUUGGAAUAAGCAAAAUUUUCAGUGAAGAGGCUGAGUUUAACAACAUGCUGCAGUCGCCCGAGGGUCUUCAAGUAUCCAAUGUAUUCCACAAAGCUGUUAUAGAAGUGAACGAAGAGGGCACUGAGGCAGCUGCUGCAACAGCGAUGAUAAUGAUGACGCGUUGCAUGCUCAUGCCACUGCAAUUCACAGCAGACCGUCCAUUUUUCUAUGCAAUUUGGAAUAAGAGGAACAUUCUUUUUGCUGGUGCCUUUGUUAACGCACCAACAGCUUAAUUUGUUUACAUUAGAAGCACAGAAAGUAUUUUUAUACCCACUAUUUAUACAUACAUAUAUAUGUACUUAU